AAAGCGGAAGUCGUUGUGUGGGACACGGGACAAUGAACCCUGCUAAUCUCGUCUUAAUGUUGUGAUAAAAGUUUCCCCACGUUCUGUCGCGUCUCUACACAGGGCUCACUGAGGUGUAGACAUGGAAGUGCCUUGCUACCUGCCCAAACUGCUGUUUGAGCUCAAUGAGCAGCGUAAGCGGGACUUCUUCUGUGACUGCAGCAUCCUUGUGGAAGGCCGUGUGUUCAAGGCCCAUCGUAAUGUGUUGUUUGCUGGGAGCGGCUAUUUCCGGGCGCUUCUGGUCCACUAUCUGCAGGAUAGUGGCCAGCGCUACAGCACUGCAUCGCUGGACAUCGUGACAGCUGAUGCCUUCUCCAUUAUCCUGGACUUCCUGUACUCUGGCCGCUUGGCUCUGAACAGAAGCAACGUCAUAGAGGUGAUGUCAGCAGGCAGCUACCUGCAGAUGACCGAUCUGGUGAACUUCUGCAAGGGAUACAUCCGCUCAUCGCUGGAAAUAUGCAACAAGGAGAAGGAGAGGAACACGGAGAAGGAGAACAGGGGACCGGGUGGGGGGACGGGUCCUGCAGACAGCGGCACUCCUGCUGUGGCGGUCUCCAGUGGUGGUGCAGGAGCUGCAGAGCCUCAUUCACAAGCUGCAGAGGCAGAUAGAGGGUCGGGUUUAGGUCCAGAGUCUGUGAACUCUGCUAGAAGCGCCUUGUCUAUCCCGGUCCCCACUACUCCAGGCACCAGCAGGGACAUGGACAGCGACUAUCACUCCAGGGAGGAAUUUGCUUCGGAGAGUGAAGGACAGAAGGGACACAUGGAUCAGACUAACCUCUCGUCCUCUUCAUCGUCCGCUUUGACUCCAGAGUUGGUGAACCCCAAGAUAGAGUACGACCCCGACGAGGAGCUGAUGGAGUCCCCCGACACCAAAGACCUGGCUUCAUAUUCUGGGUCCUCCCUCCAUAACCCUCAUCACAGCAGACUGCUUCCUCCCUCUCCCUCCAAUGAGCGCUCUCCUUUGGGAUACAGCCCGUCCUUUAGUGCCAGGCAGCUGAUGGAGAUGCUGGCCAGAGGUGAAGGUCCCAGUCCUCUGGGGGACCGAGUGGGGCAGCGCUUCACCCAGGGACUAGGGAGCAGCACAGGAGGGGGACGGAUGGACGAAAGUUUAGGGUUUGUGGGGUCGUCUAUCAUGGAGAUCCAGUCUGAUUGGCUCGGAGAGGACACAGGUGAUAGUUUGGUAGUGCCGGUGAAACUCCACAAGUGUCCAUUCUGUCCGUACACCGCCAAGCAGAAGGGAAUCAUGAAGAGACACAUCCGCUGCCACACAGGAGAGAGACCCUUCCCCUGUCCCAUGUGUGGGAAGAGGUUCACCAGACAGGAGCACCUCCGCAGCCACGCCCUCAGUGUCCAUAGACACUACUGGCCCGUAUCCUGUAAGAGCUGCAGGAGGACCUUCACCGGCUCCAGCGUCUCACCGGGACUCCGGCGCUUCGGCAUCUGCGACAGCUGCAACUGCGUGACCACCACUCAUGAUGACUCCGCCUCCGGUCACCCCGCCGGCCAAUCAGAGCCCAUGGAGCGUGCAGACGGGGGCACGGAUUGGUCCAGUUUUAUGGACGAUGUAGACGAGGUGGAGGUGGGCAGAGUGGAGGACUUGGUGGAGAAACAGAUGCUGGAAAGGCAGCUGGCUGUCUGCACCGACGUAGGCAACACAGUCAACCUGUAGCCUGCUGCACCUGGAGGAGACAACCAUUCCUUUAACCCAGGGGUGUCAAACUCAAAUACACAAUGGGCCAAAAUGUAAAACUUGAAUAAAAUGGCGGGCCAACAUUGAACAAAUAAACCUUUUAAUAUAUACCAAACAUGUUUUGCUUUAACAUUAAAUAUGGAACCAGCAACGCUUAUAAACAUACAAUAUAUAACUAAAUAGUGCAGACAUGCAAAAUCUAAUUUCAAAUAAAAAACACAUCAAUGUCAUUAAUUUAUUAAAUAAAAAUUAAAUAAAAAUCGUAUGCCUCUUUUCUAUUUGCAUCCUUCUGAUUUAAAUAUGAAAAUAAACUUUUUCAACAGGUUAAUACAUUUAAAAAUAAAAUAACAAUAAUAAAUCUAAUAUUAGCGGUAAAUGCGCCGUAUAAUAGCGGCGGGUCAGCUUUUAUAGUACAAUAAUAAUAUAAUAAUUUGGUAUUGCCUCGCGGGCCAAAUAAAAUGACACUGCGGGCCAAAUUUGGCCCGCGGACCAGAGUUUGACACCCCUGCUUUAACUGUUUUACUCUUAACUCUACUGUGGCCACACACACUUAUUGAUGUUAAAUUAUGAAUAUAAUACGGCCUUAUUUAUUGACUCAUUUUAACCAGAAAAUGUGUCCUUUAAGGGCGUUUUCACACCUGAAAGUCCGAACCAAGGUCCGUACCAAGGUCCGCGUUCUGUUCCGUUGUCUACAUUUGGUCCUGUUGGUUUUGAUUUCACGCUGCAAAAGGAAUAACGGACUUUACAAGAUAAUUCUACUGGACACGUCAUCACCCUGUGGACUUCCGCGGCUCAUUUUGUUUUGGUUACGCUGCGUUGUUAGGCCGGCCUCAGCAGUGGCGGUUCUAGACCAGUUUUACUGUGGGGGCCAAGGAGGGGCCAGUGUUUAAUCAGAGGGGCAUAUUUAAAAACUGCAAUGAUGAUAUUUAAGCAUUUUAAACCUUUAUUUUAGCUUAUUUAAAAAUCUCAUUUAAGGAUAUUUGGAAGAUACAAAUACAUUGAUUGAAACAAUGAGACUAUGAGAUUAAGUUUAUGGAUCUAUAGUCUAGGGUCAGAGCAAGGAUAUAGUGGAGGCUCUGUGUCUUUUUUAUCUAUAUUUAGAAAUAUAUGCAAAAUACCAACUUUUAAGGUGAAAUUAAGCAUUAUUUGUGUUAUUUUUUAAGGCCGACAUAAAUAAUAUAUAUAUAUAUAUGCAUAAAAAAGACACUGAGCCUCCACUAUAUCCUUGCUCUGACCCUAGACUAUAGAUCCAGAAACUUAAUUUCCUCAUCUUGAUUGCCUACUUAGAAAAAAAACUAAGGGGAAAUGGUCCAAUGACUGUGCAAGAUGGGCAAUUGGCCAUUUGAUAUGCAAAUUAGAAGGUCAAAAACUCAAAAUUUCGCUUGGGAACCAUUUUUUUUGGACUCAGCACCCUUGAGAUCUGUAAGGUAGGCCGGUUCCUGACUUGUACCCAUAAAUGCUCCUCACUUCUUAUAGAAGGCCUUUAUUCUGAAAUCCGUCUGGACUAUGGAAAAAAAAGUUGUUUUCACACUGCAAAAGGUUCGGACCUUAGUUGGUUUGGUCCGGACCGAGACCUCCUCUUCUGGUCGGACCAAACUUUGGUCCUUUGGUUUUCACACCUGGAAUUUAUGUUGGGAUCAAACUGAAAAGUCCUAAAGUCCGGAGCAAACCAGACAGGUGUGAAAGCGCCCUGACUGUUUAUUUUAUGUUCCUGUGAUUUGCCUGGCAGCAAAUAGAUUCAGUGGUUUAAAAAAUGUUUUUAAGUCAGAAAUGAUAAUUUAUGAUAAUUUAAUUUAUCCUUUUUUCUUUGCACUGUUGCUCAAAUCCAAAUUUCUCUGUAUGUGCUGCACAUAAAGAGGACAUGCCUGUCAGACUUUACAAAUGAUAAACUAAGUAGCUGGUUAUAUGUUCUGUCCAAAAAGAUUGCAUUUCACAGAUGAAAAUGGCUUUGUGGUUUUAAUACCAUUGUGGUAAAUGUCACUAUGAAUGUGUUGUGUUAUUGGUGACAUAUUUCCUUUUAUCGCUCUCUGUCUUUUUAUGUGCUUUUCUACAUGUAAAUACUUGCUGAUCUUGUGAUAAAUGCACAUUUCCCUGUUGUUUUUCAUGGAUUUGCAUCAGAUGGGCAGCUUCAGGAUUAAAACCACCCUGUGGCUCCCUCUAGUGGAACUAAUGCUACACCGUAAAAAGUACUCUGUUGCAAGUGAGUCCUUCAUUGGAAGUGUUACUGAAGUAAAAGUUUGUAA
This is a messenger RNA of Centropristis striata (black sea bass), 3972 nucleotides long. It is a transcript of the gene zbtb8b, whose product is annotated as zinc finger and BTB domain containing 8B. Lineage: Eukaryota; Metazoa; Chordata; Actinopteri; Perciformes; Serranidae. Gene Ontology annotation, molecular function: DNA-binding transcription factor activity, RNA polymerase II-specific; protein binding; RNA polymerase II cis-regulatory region sequence-specific DNA binding. The record is from RefSeq and is a predicted model, not a curated record. Gene Ontology annotation, biological process: regulation of transcription by RNA polymerase II. The transcript has 5 exons. The coding region runs from base 122 to 1708 and encodes 528 amino acids.